This is a messenger RNA of Lachancea fermentati, 445 nucleotides long. The record is from the annotation of a GenBank genome assembly. Lineage: Eukaryota; Fungi; Ascomycota; Saccharomycetes; Saccharomycetales; Saccharomycetaceae.
AUGCCCUUGAUUACUUUUAAUCGGAAGUUCUUCUGCGUGUUUGCUGCGAGUUGUAUUGUGGCAGCAUACCUUAGGCCUCAGUACUGAUUCAAAACUUUCAUUAAUAACGUCAGAUCAUGAUAAACUGGCUCAUCUGUUGGUCUUCUGCAUCGAGUCGUGGCUGUUUGCCAAAAUGAUAUCUUCGCCAACUGUGGAGCUAGGUCAGCUGGUGUCCUAUGUACGUUUUGGUGGUCAUAACAGUGUCGUCACGGACACGCCUGCAUUGUGGCGUGUCGAUAAGCACGCUUUGUGCGUGUUUAUUUGCACGAUUUGUGGUGGCAUUGGGAGUGAGUUUAUGCAAAGCAUUCUCUCUGGCGGAAAGCGCAAGUUUGAUCCCCGCGAUAUCCUGUGCAACAUCGUGGGUAGUCUUGUGGGCAUCGCGGCUUCCUACUUUAACAUCCUGUAA